AUGUCCAACCCGUUAUCCAGCAAUGGCGGCAGCUGGCAGCCUCCACCGCUAAUACCAAUACACGCAGCAACACCACCACCACCGCCGCCGCCGGUACCAGUGCCAGAUCCUAACCUUGAAGAGCUAGAGUUGAUGAUGAACUGGUAUAAUAUCGAUAUACACCCUUUCUCAACCAACCUCGAAUACAAAGCCGUGUGGCAGAAGGCACUUCAGCAAGAAUCCCUCACCCACCUGUUCCUGAUGCAUGGGAUUCUAGCACUAUCUGCCCUUGAACUUGGGCGCAGGAAAGGGUGCGAUGCCACCAAUGUCAAUCAACGAUCAUACACAGCCAUCGCCCUUGGCCAUUACUUGAGAGCUGUUGCCCUAUCCCAGCCAGUAUUAAAAAACAUCAAUGAGGAGAAUUGCAAAGCCGUGUUUCUACUCCCAACUCUUCUUACCGCCUUUGCAUUCGGGUCUCCACAACAAGCCUGGGGUCUAGGGAAUAGCCGCCACCCUAUUGCUCGGUUUCACCUUGUUCUUCUUCUAGCAAGAGGGAUGGGGCAGGUACAGUCUACCGCGAUAGACAAGAUGAAGGAUGGCAAAUUUGACACCCUUAUUAAACCAGAUAGCUACAGCCCCUGGCUACCUGCUGACGCAAAAGCAGCACUAUGUAACCUUCACCAGCUCAAUGAGAACUGUGAACAAUACAGCAUCUCCGAGAAGAACAUUUACAACACAACAAUCAACCAGGUUGAGAUCAUGCUGGGGCAGAUUCACGUGGCCGCGACAAGGCCCAAUCCAGCAGUUAUGUGGGCAACAGAGGUGCCACCACUGUACUUGGAGCUUAUGAGGGCAUAUAAGCCCAUGGCGCUUGUUGUCCUGGCUCAUUACUGUGUUAUUUUGCACCAUCUUAGGGGGAUAUGGUGGGUUGAUGGAUGGAGUGUCCCACUAUUGCGGGCAAGCCCACCUACAAAUACGCCCCCACCGGCAACUCUUAAGUACUGGCGCGAUAAGAGAGCCAAGGAGACCUGGGCCAAUCCCUACGCUGGCGGCCCAAUCCGCUACGCUACAAGCCAAUGGGAAAAAUUCCAACAAAACUUCACAAUAAUCCCCCACACCUCCCGGUCCAAAGCCGAAUUCAUCCACGCCCUCCAACCAGGCGGUCCCUACUCCACCAUAAACGGCACACUGCGUCCCGCGAUCUCAAAACCACAAACCGACCUCCCGCUCCCAGACAAAGAACUCUCAUCUCCCCACCUCCCCACGUCCUGCGAGAUCAUCGCGUCCGUCAACCACGGCUACGAUGGCAUUGACACUGACGAACUGGGGCGCAGGGGGAUCUGGUACUGCAACGGCGCCGGCGCCGCAAAUGACUCGACAGCGGACAUUGCGCUGUUUCUGAUCCUCGCGGCGUUCCGGUACACAACGUUCAGCGAGGGAAGGUUGCGCGAGAUGCGCGCGGCCAGCUACUUCAGUAUGGAGGGGGAUGUGUUGCCGUAUGCGAACACACCGCGCAAUCGCAUCCUGGGCGUCGUGGGGAUGGGAGGGAUUGGGGGGGAGAUUUCAGUCCGGGCGCGGGCGGUGCGGAUGCAGAUACAUUAUUUCUCACGGACGAGGAAGGGGGCCGAUGUCGAGGGGUUGCUAGGUGGGGCGGUGUACCAUCCCACGCUGAAGGGGAUGUUGGCGGUGGCGGACUGUGUGGUGCUGGCGUGUCCGCAUACGCCAGAGACGCAUCAUAUUUUCAAUCGGGAGACGUUUGCAGCCAUGAAAAAGGGGGUGCGGCAGGUGCGUUGACGAGAAUGCGCUAGCGG
Molecule: messenger RNA, 1790 nt
Organism: Blastomyces dermatitidis ER-3
Lineage: Eukaryota; Fungi; Ascomycota; Eurotiomycetes; Onygenales; Ajellomycetaceae
Exons: 3
Coding region: 1-1773 (590 amino acids)
Biological process (GO): regulation of transcription by RNA polymerase II
Molecular function (GO): DNA-binding transcription activator activity, RNA polymerase II-specific; oxidoreductase activity, acting on the CH-OH group of donors, NAD or NADP as acceptor; NAD binding
Source: RefSeq, a predicted model, not a curated record